AUGGAUAGUACAGAUAAUUGUGACAAUGGAGAACUCAAUGAUAUACUACCAGAGUAUUUAAAUACUUUAAAUCGACCAAAUUUCCCACCAUAUAAAUUGAGUUUGAGAUUAAAUUGUAUUGUCAUGCUUCUUCGAAGAAUAAGUACAAAUGAAGGUUUAUGUAACGGGACAAGAUUACAAAUAUUAGAUCUUUCGAAUAAUCUAUUGAAAUAUAGAAUUUUAACUAGUGAUAAAGAAAAUGAUAUAGUAUUUAUCCACAGAUUUACUUUAUAUUGUGAAAAUGUUUAUCCUUUUACAUUCAAACGAAGACAAUUUCCAAUAAAAAUAGCGUUUGCGAUGACUAUAAAUAAAAGUCAAGGACAAACAUUCGAAAAAGUAGGAAUUGAUCUUAGAAAGGAUAUAUUUAACCAUGGAUAA
Molecule: messenger RNA, 417 nt
Organism: Aphidius gifuensis
Lineage: Eukaryota; Metazoa; Arthropoda; Insecta; Hymenoptera; Braconidae
Exons: 1
Coding region: 1-417 (138 amino acids)
Source: RefSeq, a predicted model, not a curated record